Molecule: messenger RNA, 1918 nt
Organism: Arabidopsis arenosa
Lineage: Eukaryota; Viridiplantae; Streptophyta; Magnoliopsida; Brassicales; Brassicaceae
Source: the annotation of a GenBank genome assembly
UUUCCUCUUCUACCAUCUCCACAAACUCCAAACAUCUCUCUCUCUCACGAAAUUGCAGAAGAAGAAGAAGAGUCAUGAAUGGUGAAGAAAGCUUUGUAGAAGAUUGCUCUGUUUUUGUUGAGAUUGAUCCUUCUGGAAGAUAUGGAAGAUACGGUGAAGUACUUGGCAAAGGAGCUUCAAAGACAGUAUACAGAGCUUUUGAUGAGUAUGAAGGGAUUGAAGUAGCAUGGAACCAAGUAAAGCUUCGAAAUUUCACAAGGAAUCCUGAGGAAUUAGAGAAAUUCUUCAGAGAGAUUCAUCUUCUCAAGACUUUGAAUCAUCAAAACAUUAUGAAAUUCUACACUUCUUGGGUUGAUUCUAACAAUUUAUCAAUCAAUUUUGUCACUGAACUCUUCACCUCUGGUACUCUUAGACAGUAUAGGUUGAGACAUAGAAGAGUGAAUAUUAGAGCAGUGAAGCAAUGGUGCAAGCAGAUUUUAAAAGGGCUUCUUUAUUUACAUAGUCGUUCUCCACCAAUUAUUCAUAGAGAUCUUAAAUGUGAUAACAUUUUUAUCAAUGGAAACCAAGGUGAAGUCAAGAUCGGCGACCUUGGACUCGCUGCGAUUCUUCGUAAAUCACAUGCCGUUCGUUGCGUUGGAACCCCUGAGUUUAUGGCUCCAGAAGUGUAUGAUGAGGAGUAUAAUGAGUUGGUUGAUGUAUAUGCUUUUGGAAUGUGUGUGUUGGAGAUGGUUACUUUCGAUUAUCCUUAUAGCGAAUGUACUCACCCGGCACAAAUCUACAAGAAAGUUACCUCGGGGAAAAAGCCUGAAGCUUUUUACUUAGUGAAGGACCCUGAGGUUCGUGAGUUUGUUGAGAAGUGUUUAGCUACUGUGACGUGUAGGCUAACGGCAUUGGAGCUUUUACAAGACCCUUUUCUACAAGAAGAUAAUGUGGAUGGAUUUGAUAUGAGACCUAUUGAUUACUACAAUGGUUAUGAUGAAACUGGUGUGUUCCUUAGACAACCUUUGAUUGAUGAUCCUCUUUACCAUGAUCAGUUUGAGUCGUCACAGAUAUGUGAGAUCGAUCUUUUCGCUAACGAUGAUGAAGAUCAUGUCGACAUUUCGAUUAAAGGGAAGAGAAACGGCAAUGAUGGGAUAUUCUUGAGGCUUAGAAUCUCUGAUGCAGAAGGACGGAUAAGGAACAUUUACUUCCCGUUUGAGACAGCUAUUGAUACUGCAUGGAGUGUAGCGGCUGAGAUGGUAUCAGAGCUCGACAUAACGAAUCAAGAUGUUGCGAAAAUCGCAGAGAUGAUCGAUGCAGAGAUUGCUGCAUUGGUCCCUGAUUGGAAAACUGAUACAGAAAGUUCCUCAAAUGUGAACAACAACAACAACAACACUGCAGGAUUCUGUGGAGAGUGUGCUUCAAACGGGUAUAUACAAGAGACUGUUUCAUCAGGAGAAAAAUCUCAUCAUAAUCAUCAUGAGUUCGAUAGUUCGGACGACAAGAGCUGUUCUUCGGUUCACGGUAGGUUUGCGGAUAUAUGGGGUUUGAGAGAUUCAUAUUCUGAUGAUGGAGAAAAACAGAGCUCAAGGAAAGUCAGAAGUGGGCAGUGGUCGGAGAAUGAGAUGAGACGAGAACUAAGAUGGCUUAAGGCAAGGCAUAGGAUUCAGCUUAUGAAAGUAAGAGGUCAAACGAUCUGCGAGACACCGAUGGAGAUCACUGUCACGCCGGGAACUUCAGCUUCGUUACCUCUUCUUUACAGGGCGAUAUCCCUUCCUGUGGAUGCUGUGGAUAUGUGACAUUGUAAAGUCUGAUUAUAGUUAUCACAUAUAUUUGUAUGUUUCGACAUUUUUAACUUUUGCUAAGUUAAAAGUUAAUGAUAUAGUACUUAUUCAAAGAGAAGAAGAGUAAAUGAAAGACAUAAAUUAGGCAUUGUAAA